Messenger RNA from Malurus melanocephalus (red-backed fairy wren), 1194 nucleotides. It is a transcript of the gene CD200R1, whose product is annotated as CD200 receptor 1. Gene Ontology annotation, cellular component: external side of plasma membrane. The record is from RefSeq and is a predicted model, not a curated record. Lineage: Eukaryota; Metazoa; Chordata; Aves; Passeriformes; Maluridae. Gene Ontology annotation, molecular function: signaling receptor activity. The transcript is spliced from 6 exons. Gene Ontology annotation, biological process: regulation of neuroinflammatory response. Bases 242 to 1177 code for a protein of 311 amino acids.
GCGUUUGCCUGGUUCUCAGCACAGGAAGCUCUGAAGUGCUCUGAAAAGUCACAAGUAGGAACCUCUCCAGCUCUGAGGAGCCAGUUGAUCAGGAACACGCAAAGUUAAAGGAGAGGCGUGGGAAAGAGGGAGAGGAAAAACUGACACUGGCUGCUGAGGAUGUACUGGCAGCAAGAAAUGAUCCCCAUGASCACAGUUAAGCUGGYGGAGGGAUGGAUGGAGUGAYGGAGCUGCCUGAGCCAUGAAAGCAGGAACCAGCAUGAAGAUUGCUGGGAAGACGGUGUAUGUGUUUGUGCUGCUCACCAUCACCAUGGGCAUGAGAUUAGCAGGGAACGAGAGGGUGUCAGUGACCGUAGGGGACAGGUCAGUGCUCAACUGCUCUUCCAAAGGAAAAAUGAAUAUGGUAACAUGGAAAAUAACUACCAAGGUUGGAGACCUCUGCACCUUAGUACACAGGAAUGAUAGGAAUGUGACGCACAGAACAAACUGCAGUGACAACAUAAAGUGGAAAUUCAGACCAGAUCUGGAUCCUGCCCUUGAGAUACAGCAAGUGGGAAUAGACCAGGAGGGAAAUUACAGCUGUGAAGUGGCAUCAACAGAAGGGAAUUUUCACAAGACAUACCACCUGACCGUGCUGGCCCCCCCGAGGCUGAGCCUGUCCUGUGAUGAGCAGGGGAGCCCCGUGUGCGAGGCAGCAGUGGGGAAGCCUCCAGCUCAGCUCUCAUGGAUCCCAGAGAGCAGCUCCACUGCAGAGGAAAAAUGCCACCACAACGGGACAGUGACUGUCAUCAGCAGGUUCACAGUGUGUAACAGCAGUGUGACCAACAGGACCAACAUGGCCACCUGCAUGGUGUCCCACCCAGCUGGGAACUGGAGCCACUCCAUAGCCUGUUGUCCCUCAGAAAAAAACAACUUUAUCCYGUAUGUCUACACCAUUCCUUUUGUUCUGAUCGUUAUCAUCUCGAUGGCUGUCAUUUGCUAUUUCAAGCUCCACAGUGAUAGACCAUGCCACAAAACCAAGCCUCCUGAAAUUGCUCCUAUACAUUCCCAACAGGAUGAUGUGAUGGAAGUGGAACCUUACACCACUUAUGUGCAGAAGGAAAAUGUAAUUUACAACUCAGUGUCUGAUCUGACAGGGGGACAGACUCUUCCACAAGACUUCUGUCCAGGAACAUGAAUGUUUCAACAACACCG